Molecule: messenger RNA, 2994 nt
Organism: Sungouiella intermedia
Lineage: Eukaryota; Fungi; Ascomycota; Pichiomycetes; Serinales; Metschnikowiaceae
Source: the annotation of a GenBank genome assembly
AUGUCUCUACCUUCGACCUGGCGACAGUUCCAGCUAUUUGACUUUCUUCCUAUUCGAGAUCCCAAAUUCAAGUCGGAUGACCCGCUUUUCUCCGACCCAACGCUCUCGGCUAUAACGUCAACCCAAUCUUAUGUUGUAUUUGCUGUACAGAAUGCUUACAUCAAGAUUCUCUCCAAGGACAAUUUGACAUUGGUCAAACAGUUUUGUGCAUAUGACUUAGACUACCGCAUCAGCUACAUGCGGCCAUUGAUGCACUCGAAUAUCUUGGUGACAUUGGCUGAGAAACAAGGCUCUCCGGCACUUAUCAAGGUUUUGGACCUCACCAAGAUCAUGCAAUUGGACGACUCGGCUAUCCAGUCUGACGACACUAUGAAGCACAAGUACGUGACCCAAGUGUCUGUUCACAAUGGCGACAACUCCUUCCCCAUCAGCUGCUUUGCCUUCAAUGAAUUCCUCACUUGUAUAGCUAUCGGCUUCACAAAUGGAAAGGUUAUUUUGGUUCGAGGGGACAUGCUCAAGGAUAGAGGGUCCAAACAGCGAGUAGUUUACGAGAGUACUGAUCCUAUCACGGGUAUUCAGUUCAAUCGCAUGGAGGAAGUGUUGUAUCUCACCACUACCUCCAAGAUCAUGACAUUAUUGACCACGGGCCGCAACCAGGGUAAGCCUUUAAGAAUACUUUCCAACACGCGUGGUGCUGAUUUGGACUGCUCAGAUUUGGAGGUUAAGACCUCGCGGUUGAUUGUAGCUAAUCAAGAUGGCUUGAAUUUUUAUAACCAUGUCAGCAAGGCACAGGUUGUUAAUUUUAAUGUGGCGAAGCGCAAAAUUCUUCGGGUUUUCAAAGAUUAUCUUCUUGUUGUGUGUCCACUUGAAGAUUCCAAUUCGGGGAGUUCCUCGUUGACAAGGUUGCUAGUGCUCGAUUUGCAUAACAUGCACAUUUCCUUCAGUUUGACCAUUUCCAAUCUGACCAUUUCGCAUGUUUUUGCCUCAUAUUCCGAUAAUACCAUUUUCUUGCUCUCCACAGACGGUAUUCUAUACAAACUACAUGAAAAACCAAUCAACCAACAAGUUGAAAUCAUCUUGCAAAGAGAUCUUUUCUCAAUUGCCAUGAGUCUAGCAACUCAAUACCAUCUUGAUAAUGGGACUUUGUGGAGGAUCAACAGAUUGCAUGGCGACUACCUCUAUGAAAAGCUGGACUUUGAUGGAGCAAUUUCGAAAUACAUCGACUGUUUGCUGCUAUUAAGUGGUAAAACAAAGAAUCCUAAUUUAAAACCAGAAGACCUCGAUGAUUUUGUCAUAAAUGUCAUCACUUCCUUCAAAGAUAUUUCCAAGAUCAAUAAUAUCACCAAAUUUCUUGCGAAGUUAUAUGAAUUGAACAAUGCAGAUAGUGAUCAAGUUACCUUACUAUUGUGUUGCUACUGCAAAUUGAGAAUGACAACUGAAUUGGACACCUUUGUUGACGAACUUGAUCUCGAGAGAGAUGGCACUGCUAAUUCUUCCUCGAAACUUGAUCUUUCACUGCUUAAUUUCGAUCUAAUCAUCAAUUUGUUCAAGGAAAGUGGGUUCUACGCUCAAGUCAUUAAAUUGUUGGUCAAACUUAACCGUCCAAAUCUGAUAGUUGAGCUUCAACUCAACGAGUUGCACCAACAUCAACAGUGUCUUGAUUACAUCAAAUCGCUUCCCAUAGACGAGUUACUUCGUAUUCUCAUUGACUACCUGAAGGAUCUCCUCAAGUGUAUGCCAGUGGAAACCACGGAGCUUCUUAUUAAUGUCUUUACAGGAAAAUAUAAACCAGAUACCACAUUUUCUUUGAUCGAUACCGAAGACAUCUCAAAGAAGGAUCUGGAUCUGGAUCUCCCACAGGUUGAGAAAGUCCACAUGUCGUCAUACACUGCAUUUAUGAGUUACCUUUCUGGCCGUCUAGGCCACGAAGAGGAACAAGACACAAGUGAAACAAUCGAGGAGCCAACGUAUCUACCUCCUCGACCCAGCUUAGUAUUUCCAUGUUUUCUCUACCAUCCUGGUGAAUUUGUCAUCUUUCUAGAAGCUUGCAUUGAAACGUUCGAUAAGUACCAGGGCAACAUCAACGACAAGAAGGUGUUGUUGAUGACUUUGUUUGAAUUGUAUCUUACUCAGUCUGCCGAGCACCCUGAGGAGAAAAGUGAUUGGCUUUCAAAGGCAGGAGACUUGCUCCGUAAGCAUCCAGACCUCUUAAACAAGUCUAAAGUUUUACUCAUUUCUCACAUUUACAAGUUUAAAGAAGGGGAAAUAUUCGCCACUGACAACUUAGGCAAUUUUAACGAGGGAAUGUUCAGGGCAGCUCAGGUUGCUGGCGAUGUCCAAGGUGCGUUGCUGAUAACAAAACGCCACGGAGAUCAGAAGCCACUUUUGUUCAAGCUCAUGCUCAAGUUUCUUGUGUCUUCAGAAGUUGUUUAUAAACAGGCUACACCCAAGAUCUUCCGUUUCCUCUUGGACAAAAUCAAAGAGAACAAGGUUUGCUCACCUUUGGAAAUUAUCAAAAUCUUGAGCUCAAACGACUUCGCUACCGUCGGUAUUCUUAAAGACUACUUGAUAGACUUUGUGGGGGAAACCAAUAAAGAUAUUUCGAACAACAAGAAAUUGCUCCAGUCUUACGAAAACGAAUCCACAAAGAACACACUCAUGCUAACUGAGCUCACACAUAAUGCAUUCGUGAUGCGAAACAACAAGUGUUCCAAUUGCGAGAUGCGUCUUGAGUUCCCGUUGAUCCACUUCAAGUGCAAGCAUUCUUACCAUCAAAGAUGUUUGAACGAAAACACAUACAUUCCUGGAGUCGCUGAUUCGAAGCCGAAAUGUCCUCUUUGUAUUAACGAAUUGCAAGCACUGGAGAAUCUCCGGGAGUCCCAGAUCCGCACCAGUUAUGACUAUGACGUGUUUAAAAUGAACUUAGAUGAGUCUCAGGACCGUUUCAAGGUAAUCAGCGAUUAUCUUGGGAAAGGUGUGAUGGAGGAUGCUUAG